GAGAGAGAGAGAGAGAGAGAGAGAGAGAGAGAGAGAGCCUCUGUCUCUAUCUGCAAACACAACCUAACCCUAUCCACGAUACCAAACGCCCCUUUCUCUCUUUACCCAAUCGGACGGCUGCAAUCUCUUCCCCUUAUCUAUUCGGAAAAAAUCAACGGCGCCAAGUUAUGAUGGCGGAUCCGACGGUGAUAAGCUUGAGACCUGGAGGCGCCGGUGGCCUCCGUGCCCCCAGAUUCCUCGCACCUCGCUUUGAUUCUUCUUCUUCAGAGGCUCAGGCUCUCCAGUCCCAUGCCGGCCUCGCUCCUGCCUUCAAGACUGGUGACUUGCGGUUUGAAGGUCGUGAGCGUGUUCGAUAUACUAGAGAUCAACUUUUGCAGCUCAGGGAGGGUACUACUAUCCCUGAGGAAAUUUUGAAGAUUAAACAAGAAAUAGAUACUGAGUUUGUUAUAGAGGAUCCUACUUGGGGUCGUGCAGAUGCCAAUCUGCAACCUCAACCCCAAGCUCGUUAUUCUGAGCCAGAUAAUCGCGAUUGGCGUGGUCGAUCUGCACAGUUGCCUGCUUCUGAGGAAGAUAAAAAGGAAUUGAAUAACCAGCAAAAUUCCCAGUUUGGAAGGGCGCAAAUUUCUGGUAACCAAGUGGUAGGGCCUGCUCCUGCCCUCAUUAAGGCAGAAGUUCCAUGGUCAGUUCGAAGAGGAACUUUGUCUGACAAGGAACGUGUGUUGAAGACAGUGAAAGGUAUAUUGAACAAAUUGACCCCAGAGAAGUUUGAUGUUCUCAAGGGUCAACUUAUUGAUUCUGGAAUCACAACUCCAGAUAUUUUAAAGGAUGUUAUCUUUCUGAUAUUUGAUAAGGCUGUGCUGGAGCCAACAUUUUGUCCUAUGUAUGCCCUUUUAUGCUCAGAUCUUAAUGCAAAGCUUCCUCCUUUCCCAUCUGAGGAGCUUGGUGGGAAAGAAAUAACUUUUAAACGAGUCCUAUUGAAUAAUUGUCAAGAGGCUUUUGAAGGUGCUGACAACCUGAGGGCAGAAAUUAGGCAGAUGACUGCUCCUGAGCAAGAAAUGGAAUGCAGAGAUAAAGAACGAAUGCUUAAGUUGCGAACUCUAGGAAACAUACGCCUUAUUGGAGAACUUUUAAAGCAAAAGAUGGUGCCUGAAAAGAUUGUCCACCAUAUUGUUCAGGAGCUUCUGGGACAUGAUGGCAAAGCAUGCCCUGCUGAGGAGAAUGUGGAGGCAAUAUGCCAAUUUUUCAACACCAUAGGUAAGCAGCUGGAUGAAAGCCAAAAAUCUCGGAGAAUCAAUGAUAGCUAUUUUAGUAGGUUGAAGGAGCUGACUACAAACACUGAACUUGCACCACGGCUGAGGUUCAUGGUCCGCAAUGUUCUUGAUUUGAGGUCUAACAACUGGGUCCCCAGGCGUGAAGAGGUGAAAGCAAAGACUAUCAGUGAAAUCCAUUCAGAAGCAGAAAAGAAUCUAGGGCUGCGUUCAGGUGCAACAGCAAUGAUGAGAAAUGCUCGCAAUGCUGGUUCCCAUGGGGAUUUGAGCCCUGGAGGUUUUCCUGUUACAAGGCCUAUGCCUGGAAUGCCAGGGACCAGGAAAAUGCCAGGAAUGCCUGGUCUUGAUACUGACAAUUGGGAGGUUUAUCGAUCCCGUUCAAUGACCAAGCGUGAUGGUUUGGGGCCUUCCCAGUCUGCCAGCCGUGUCCAGCCACCUUUGAUCAGCAAAACACCUUCUCUUAAUUCAAAAUUUUUACCUCAAGGAAGUGGUGGCAUAAUAGCUGGGAAAACGAGUGCCUUGUUGCAGGGAGCUGGUGGUCCUUCUACCAGAACUAAUUUGAUUGCAGGAAUUGAACCUCUUACUCAAAACCCCAAACCUAUAGUUCCGGCUGCAUCUGCAAUUCCUUUGGAGAAGCCUCUGGCUCCUGCAACUGUAUCAGAUUCUGCUAAGCCUCUGGCUCCUGCAACGGUGUCAAAUUCUGCUGUUCUUCAUAGGAAAACUGUAUCUCUGCUGGAGGAAUAUUUCAGUGUUCGGAUUCUUGAUGAAGCACUUCAAUGUGUGGAGGAGCUGAAAGCCCCAGCUUACCAUCCAGAGGUUGUUAAGGAAGCUAUUGCCGUUGCUCUGGAAAAGAUCCCACCAUGUGUGGAACCCGUUAUAAAGCUUCUUGAGUUCUUGUUCAAUAAAAAAGUUGUGACAUCUGUUGAUAUAGGAACUGGGUGCCUUCUUUAUGGGUCAAUGUUGGAUGAUAUCGGCAUUGAUUUGCCAAAGGCACCAACUAAUUUUGGUGAUGUUAUUGGGAAGUUGGCUCUGGCAGGGGUGUUGGACUUCAAGGUUGUGACACAAAUCCUGAAGAAGGUGGAAGAUGACAUGUUCCGGACAGCCAUCUUUGGUGCUGCUAAGAAGAGCAUUACGUCCAGCCCUUCUGGGCAAGAAUUUUUGGCAAACCAGGAAACUGAGGUCCAGGCUUGUGAGACUUUGCUUUCCUGAUUCAUGCUAGUUUUAGUUAUCAGUGGAAAGCUAUCUGGCUUUUGGCCGCAGGGGGAAAGAGCAGUAGGCCUUAUAUUUUCCCCCAUAUUUUUGAAAGUUAUUUAACGGAGGAUAAUUUUAUGCAGUUGUAUAUUUUUCUUUUUGGGGAUUUUAGUUUAGUUUUGAUGAAGCUGAGAAACAUGAUGUCUUGUAUUUCUCUCGAGCCUGGGUUAAAUUCUUCCCGGGAACAAUCGAGGUGAACAGGAUCUUGCAUGAUCCUUUUGUUACAUUAGUUUUGCAAUCUGUGUACUAGUAAUCUGGAAUUUGUACUUGGCCGGUAUGCGGUCUUAAAUUUUCUCUAUGGAUAUUGUUUAUCACUUUGUCUUUUAGCUUCAAUAAAUCUUCACCUUAUGUUUUGCUUU
Prunus dulcis (almond) is the source of this 2878-nucleotide messenger RNA. Its product is annotated as eukaryotic translation initiation factor-like. The record is from RefSeq and is a predicted model, not a curated record. Gene Ontology annotation, cellular component: eukaryotic translation initiation factor 4F complex. The coding region runs from base 168 to 2477 and encodes 769 amino acids. NCBI's taxonomy places the organism in Eukaryota, Viridiplantae, Streptophyta, Magnoliopsida, Rosales, Rosaceae. Gene Ontology annotation, molecular function: protein binding; mRNA binding; translation initiation factor activity. The transcript is spliced from 9 exons.